AUGGCAGAUGCAAGGGCACAGAAAGAACCUGAUGAGCGGCGGCCCAUUCCCAGGGCACCCACCUGGAAUGCCAAUAUGACUCAGGAGCAGUACAAUCAAGCAGCGCGGGAAGUCUUUCAAGAGUCGCAGCUCGUGAGCCUCAGUACCGACAAAGAUCAGCUGAGCAAGCGCCCGACGCGCUUCAAGAAGCCGAAGACGGUGACCUGCGAGACGUGUGGGCGGGAGUUCACUCAAGCGUCCAUCAACCUGCACCGACGCAAGUGCACAAGUCUACAGGACAGGAAAUCUCGAAGCCACAGUCGGGCUGAAGAUUGCGACUCCGACCCAGAGACACCACGAGCCGCAAGUCGAGCACAAAGCUGUCGAGAAGCUUCACCAGCAGCCACCGCUUGGGUUGUUCGGAAUGUGAAUGUUCGCAGCCGCAGCGCCGAUGUCGCGCCCAUGAGCAUGCAAAGGCCCAGGACUCCCAAGACGGUGCCCUGCCAAAUCUGUGGGAAGCACUUCUUGUACACUUCCAUACGGGUGCACCAGAACCAGUGCGCGCGGCAGCAUGGGCUUGCACCCAGACUUGCAGUCAAGCGCGAGAUCUCUGGGAAGCGAUCGAAGUCGAACACUCCAAGAAGUCGAGAUCCUACCCCACGAGGCAAGACACCAUCUCCGGAUGUUGCUCCACAUCUUCCUGCUUCGGUACGAAAGCGGUUCGUGACUUGCCACAUCUGCGGACAGCUCUUUGGCACAAGAUCCAUCCACUGCCAUGUGCCUCGGUGCGAGAAACUCUGGAAAGCUCGAGAGGCCCAGAAGCCAAUUUGGGAGCGCCAGUCAGUUGGGCCGGGAAGCAAGUCUCCGAGAUAUCCCACACCUCCGAGAGUGAAUUUUGCAGACAUGCCCGGGCGCAAGACUUCGGAGAAGGCUUCAUUUGCACCGUCCAAGCGGGUGACGGCCGUUGUCUGCCAUCUUUGUGGCCGCCAUUUCAGCCUGGCCUCGAUCGCCAUUCACCUGCCACGCUGUCAGAGGACGUGGGAGGAGCGCGAGCACCUAAAGGCGCAGAAGGAUCAGAGAAAAGUACCAGAAGCGCCUCACGCUGCUCUUGGAUGCGAGGAGUACAACCAAAUUGCCAGGAAGAUAUACCAGGAGAACGGCGCCGAAGCUUGCCCCAGGUGUGGCCGGAGACUUGCAGAUGACAAGCAAUUCGAUCAUCAUGUGGCCAACUGCCGGGUCAACGUUGUGACAGAGGAGAAAGCACCUCCAUCACCAGCUCCCCCAGUGCUGGUGACUUGUCACCUCUGCGGCAGGGACUUCGGCAACACCAGUAUUGACAUUCAUCAGCAGCAAUGCACCCAACGAUGGGCCCAGCGAGAGUCAAAAAGGCCACCGGACGACCGCCGCCCGCUUCCUCACCCUCCUGAAAGAAGCAGCGGGAUGUCCCAGGAGGAGUACAAUCGAAUGGCCCUGAAGAUCUUCCGGGAAUGCCACAAACUCAGCUGCAAGUUCUGCAGCAAAGCCUUCUGGGAUGAGGAGAGAUUUCAGCAGCAUGUGCGAGUCUGCGAACAGCUUGCUGCUGAGCCUGCCGUCAAUGUGGUAGAAACCUUGCGGCACAGUACCUCUCCUGAAAGACCGCCGAAGCUCGUCUGCCUCAUCUGCCACAUCUGCGGGAAGCAGUUCGGAACUACAUCUCUGGAAAUUCAUAUCCCGCAAUGCGCUAAGAAGUGGGAGCAGCGGCAGGCCGUGAAACCUGUCGAGUUGAGACGUGCCGUGCCUGAGCGGCCGGAGAGGACCUCCGACAUGACGCAGGAGACCUACAACUUGCUGGUGAAGGAGACAGCCGACACCAAGGGUGUGGCUGUUGAAGCAGAGGAGGAGACCGCUGCCGUGAAGGUGACAUGCUUGAAAUGUGGCUGCGCCGCUGCGGGCGACAAUUUUCAUUUGCACGUUUGCCAGUUGGAGGUCUCAAGCCCUGACGUCGACUCCGACGUUGAUGUUCCUGGAGGACCUGCACUUCAUACUGAAGCCUACAUUCGACCCCCUGCCGGCCUGGAUCCCUCCUUUACUGGUGGCUUCAAGAAGGGCAGGUCCAGCGUCACCUCCUUCCGCUUCAGCUACGCAGAUCUCUUCGUUCUUCAGCUUCUCUCUCGGAUGUGGUGCUUAGUGGGCAAGCAGCAGUGGAGCACCGCCCAGCCGUCCUUGAGGUGGCUCCGUGAACACCCGCCCCUGCCGGUGCCUGAAAUCCCACCGCCGGAUGUCUCAGCCAUGGCUGCAACAGGAGGCCUGAACGGCAUAAGCAAAGUCGGAGAUCGGAGUGGCGAGCAUCCGUCAGAGGCUUCGGUGUCCAGGCUGGCAUGGUCCGCUGCAGACGAAUGGCGGAGACUUGCGGAAGUCCGCAGUGAGUUGGAGAGGUGCCGGGAUCAGCUUGCAGAGCACCAGGCGGUCUUGCUGCACGUGGGCGAUGCAAUCCACACAGAGGUGGAUCGCUUGCAGGAGUGGGAAAGAAACAUCAAGGUCCGAGAAGAUGAGCUAGGCGAUGUGGAGAAGCAGCUGGAGGGUAUGCGAUCGGAGAUCCAAAAGCAGUACCUCACGCCGCUGGCUCAGGCUGAGGUGGAAAGCAUCGGGUCAUCCCUUGGCGGACCAGGGGCGCUGCCCAAGUUUCAGGCCCUGCCGACCACAAACCUUGGCAUCAUAGGGGGGAAGAUGGGGGAAGGGGGUAAGGAGGAGGGAAGGUAA
Messenger RNA from Symbiodinium natans, 2718 nucleotides. The record is from the annotation of a GenBank genome assembly. NCBI's taxonomy places the organism in Eukaryota, Dinophyceae, Suessiales, Symbiodiniaceae.